AUGAUCGUUUGGGUUUUCUUGGCCCUCUUUCUACCUUGCGCCGGCACCAUCGUGGUGUACCUAUUCUACAUCUGUCUCUUAUGGUACGUAAAGAAUUACGAGAACGAGCCACAGUUUCCGGUGAAGCCAGUAACCCAGAAUGGUUUGUCGAUGGCGGAACUAGAGAAGCUGCCCAAGGUCACCGGAAAAGAGUUGGUGUUGGGGACGGAGUGCGCAGUUUGUCUCGACGAGAUCGAGAGCGAACAACUGGCACGACUGAUUCCCGGUUGCAACCACGGGUUCCAUGUGGAGUGCGCGGACACUUGGCUUUCUAAGCAUUCGGCGUGUCCCGUUUGUAGGUCCAAGCUCGAGUCCCAGUUCUUCAAUUCCUCUGAUCAAAAUCCUUGCUAA
Molecule: messenger RNA, 390 nt
Organism: Juglans regia (Persian walnut)
Lineage: Eukaryota; Viridiplantae; Streptophyta; Magnoliopsida; Fagales; Juglandaceae
Product: E3 ubiquitin-protein ligase ATL23
Exons: 1
Coding region: 1-390 (129 amino acids)
Source: RefSeq, a predicted model, not a curated record